AUGGACCCAGUGACUACAUAUGGCUAUGGAAGACAUUUUGAUCUGAUCACGCAGCAGCCUUCCACUAUCUCCAUGUUUCUCAAGCUUGUAUUCAUGACUCAAUUAGUAUACCUAAUUGCUCUGAACAUGAUCAAGAUAUCAUUCCCCGUCUUGUACAUGUACAUAUUUGUGCCCUCACGGGUCCUCAAAUCAUUCUGCAUCGCCGUGAUCGUACUGCUGAUCAUGGAGUGCGUUGAAGAGAUCAUGGUGGUCAUUCUACAGUGCCAACCUAUCCAGAGCGCAUGGGAUCCGACCAUCCCUGGUCACUGUUUGAAUAUGAUCCUAUUCUACUAUGUCAGCUUCAGCAUCAAGUUAGCGACAGACAUCGCAAUAUUCAUUCUGCCGAUUCCCCCCUUGCUCCGGCUCCGCGUUCGUGGGCUCCAGAAGUUCAGUGUAGUCCUAAUGUUCGCACUGGGAUUGCUAGUGUGCGUGACGAGCAUCAUUCGCGUGACUUACAUUAAAAAUCUCGGUCCAGACCAUACUUGGACUCUGGUUGCUCCCCUCAACUGGUCCGCGGUGGAACACAUAGCCGGCCGUGUCGCCUCGAGUAACAGGGACAGCACCACCAAUUCUCGGUCCUCGCGUAUUCGCUGUUUUUUCCUAGGUAGAGGGAAAGAGGCGGAUCGUGAGCAGCGGCAGAUGUCUCCUGACGGAACUGCUCGCGACGGUAUUCCACUUUCAGAGGGCCAUGUUCGUGCAAUAGAGAGCGUCUCCAGUGAUUUUGUCGGAGAGGUAUGA
Molecule: messenger RNA, 777 nt
Organism: Aspergillus viridinutans
Lineage: Eukaryota; Fungi; Ascomycota; Eurotiomycetes; Eurotiales; Aspergillaceae
Product: putative integral membrane protein
Exons: 5
Coding region: 1-777 (258 amino acids)
Source: RefSeq, a predicted model, not a curated record